ACAGUAUAACCAGAGAGAAGGUGAAAGAAAGAAUCAGUAAUGGCUAGGAUAAGAAAGGUAAAAAUACUAUAAAGAAUAUAGACAAAUACGUCAGAUGGUAAUCAGAGCCGACGGUUUUCUGAGUCAUGGCAGGUGUCGGAAAGUGAAAAGAUAAAUUCUAAUGGAAGAAGAUGCUUUUGGCCUUUUCUAUUUUUUAGUGUUUUUUGUUUUGUUUCGUUUUUAUUGAGAUCUGAUUCUCUUCAACAAUGGCUGGCUAGGGCAUUGGAGGAUUAAAUAUACGAUGCUUGAAAUUCACGCUUUGUAAAGCUUCAUUUUAAUAGCAGUUGAUCUUUCUCUCUCUAUCUUUCAUUCACAUUAUGCUGUAGAGUUUCUGGAGUGAUCGAGUGAGUGAGUGUCGACUGUUUUGAUUCACUGUAAAUGGCGGAAGUGGAAGGAGGAGGAGGAGUUUCGAGCACGUGGCAGGACGAGAUGGCGAGUUUGGUGGAAGACAACGGGAUACGACGCAGAUAUGGAUACGCGGUGGAUCCGAUUGAAAUCCCAACACCGGCAUUCGAUGCGGGAAGGUCGGGAUUCGUGGAGUCAGUGUCAACCGAGGAGUCUCCGGAGAAGGAGACCCUGAGAGACCAGGUGACGGGGUUCCUGACGUCGUGGGGCGAAAUGCUUGUGGAUUUAGGGAGAGGGUGCAGGGAUAUUGUGCAGCAGAAUCUGUUCACGGAGGACUCGUUUCUCGUGCAGAAGCUAUCGGGGCCGAUGGAGAAGGUCUCUUGCGGAAUUAGAUAUUUGAAUGAUUCGUUCUUGCCCGAGGAUCGCGAUCCAGCUCACGCGUGGCCGGUCAUUCUCUUCGUUUUCAUCCUCGCCCUUGCAGCACUAAAUGUGAAUAAUAGAAGUGAUAGCUUGGUCCUGCCGAUUAAGAAAGUGCAUCUGCAUCCUCCUAGUGCUAAUCGCAUACAGCUUCCUGAUGGUAGAUACAUGGCUUAUCAUGAGCUAGGCGUUUCAGCGGACAGAGCUCGAUUUACCAUGAUUGCUCCACAUGCUUUUCUCUCCUCCAGACUUACAGGUAUACCAGGGAUUAAGACAUCACUGCUUGAAGAAUUUGGUGUCCGGUUGGUCACAUAUGAUCUUCCUGGUUUUGGAGAGAGUGAUCCACAUUCAGCCAGGAAUCUCAACUCAUCAGCUGUUGAUAUGCUGAACCUAGCCAAUGGUGUUGGUAUAAAUGACAAGUUCUGGGUUCUGGGCUACUCAAGUGGAAGCAUGCAUGCUUGGGCUGCACUCAGAUACAUUCCUUCCAGAAUUGCUGGUGCUGCAAUGAUUGCCCCUUUAAUAAAUCCUUACGAACCUGGAAUGUUCCGGGAAGAAAUGAGAACAACAUGGGAGCACUGGCAGCCAAGGAAAAAACUAAUGUUUGUCUUGGCUCGAAGAUUUCCAAAAAUUCUCUCUUUUUUCUAUCGAAGAAGCUUCCUGUCUGGGAAUCAUGGUCAAAUUGAUAAAUGGAUGUCUGUGUCAUUCGGACAAAAGGAUGGGCUUUUGAUUGAAGAACCAAUAUUUGAAGAAUUUUGGCAUAGGGAUGUGGAGGAGUCAAUCCGUCAGGGAAGCACAAAACCAUUCAUUGAGGAAGCUGUUCAACAAGUGUCAGCAUGGGGUUUUAGCCUGAUAGAUCUCCAGGUGCAGAAGAAAUGCCAGAGAAAAGGCAUUCUUCCUUGGCUUAGUUUCAUGUAUAGUCAGGAAGAAUGUGAGUUGACUGGUUUUCUUGGCCCUAUACACGUAUGGCAGGGAAUGGAUGAUCGAGUUGUCCCGCCAUCAAUGGCUGACUACAUCAGCCGGGUUCUACCUGGGGCCAACAUGCACAAGCUACCAAAUGAAGGGCAUUUCUCUUAUUUCUUUUUCUGUGAUGAAUGCCACAGACAGAUCUUCUCUACUCUAUUUGGAAGUGCUCAAGGUCCCCUUGAUGUGCCAAUGGAAACACAGAUGAAGCUCACUCCGAAUGAAAAUUCGGCAUCAUUGAUCGCUGACUCUUCCAACGAAUGACACCAUAACAGACCCGAAUACAUCGAAUGAUACAUCAUUACAAACAACCAGGUAGCGAGCAUUUUUUGCCCUCCAUUGUCUGAUGUAAAUACCAUAGGUUGCUCCCUAAAGUAAUGGAGCAUGAAAGAUGAGAUUUUAGAUGUAUUUCUGUGCCCUUGGAAAGCUUAGAGGGAGGCGGCAUUGCAAGUUGAAUAUUUUGAGCAGUAAAAACACUCCAUGCUUGUCAUUAUGAUUUCCAUUAAUUAAUCUUUACCCAAACUAAACUGACGGGAGAGUUCA
This is a messenger RNA of Tripterygium wilfordii, 2304 nucleotides long. RefSeq lists its product as uncharacterized. Lineage: Eukaryota; Viridiplantae; Streptophyta; Magnoliopsida; Celastrales; Celastraceae. Bases 418 to 2025 code for a protein of 535 amino acids. The record is from RefSeq and is a predicted model, not a curated record. The transcript has 6 exons.